AGUUCACCUUCACACUGUAUGUUAGUAGUUCCGAAGCAUUACUGAUCGAGUUGAGAUGAGAAAACCGACGCUGUCAUUAUUUUACUUCGGAUUGUGGGCUAGUUCGGUGCUGGUAUUGUGGCAGGGCGUGGAGUGCAAAAUUUAUUUGCGCUGCGAACUGGCCCGCAAACUACGCGAUCAGUAUAGUUUCGAUCGCAGUUUACUCUCCAAUUGGAUCUGUUUGCUGGAGCAUGAGAGCGAACUGGACACCACAAAGGAAACCCGUGAAGAGAACGGCUCCAUCAACUAUGGCCUUUUUCAGAUAAACAGCGCCUACUGUCAGGAGGCAAGGCCGGGCCGCUUCUGCAAUGUCGCCUGUGAAAAACUGAAGGGUGAUAAUCUGGCCGAGUCAGUGGAGUGUGCCAAAAAGAUACAAGCAGAGCGAGGCUUUCGAAAUUGGAAGGGAUGGAAGCGCUUCUGCAGUAAUCCACAGAACUUGCCCGAUCUAAAAGUUGCAUGUGGUAUUUGAGGCAUAAAUUCCUUAAGAUGGAGCUCGAAACAGUUUUCCUUGAUAUAUCACAUAUAUCACAUUAAAAAAUGCAUUUGGAAUAACUAUAAAACGCAAAAUUAUAAUCGUAAUACCAUGAUCUGAA
Messenger RNA from Scaptodrosophila lebanonensis, 632 nucleotides. RefSeq names its product lysozyme. The record is from RefSeq and is a predicted model, not a curated record. The transcript is spliced from 3 exons. Bases 56 to 508 code for a protein of 150 amino acids. NCBI's taxonomy places the organism in Eukaryota, Metazoa, Arthropoda, Insecta, Diptera, Drosophilidae.